AUGGCUGCGGCUGCGACGGACGAGGAACAUAACCUGACUUUGAUACAAGCCUUGAAGAAGUAUCCUCAGGCUUGCUUCUGGUCCGUCGCCAUUUCCAGUGCCAUCAUUAUGGAAGGAUACGAUAUCGUCCUGAUUUACUCCUUUUUCGGACAGCCAGCAUUCGUCAAAAAGUACGGUGAGUACGAUGCUGCGGCUGGAAAGUACACACUCUCGGCUGCAUGGCAAGCAGGUCUCGGCAAUGCCACGCAGAUCGGCACUGUCAUUGGUGCCUUCCUCAAUGGUUAUCUUACUCACAAAUUCGGCUACCGCAAGGUCAUGGUUGCAUCUCUUCUUUCCCUUCUUGCAUUUGUCUUUAUCUCAUUCUUUGCACCGACCGUUGAGGUCAUCUUGAUUGGCCAGAUUCUUUGCGGAAUCCCCUGGGGCGUGUUUGCGACCAUGGCGCCAGCAUACGCAAGUGAGGUUUGCCCAACAGUGCUACGUGGUUACCUUACGGUCUAUGUCAACCUUACUUGGGCCUUUGGCCAACUAGUAGGCGCAGGUGUACAAUCCGCAUUGUCCGGUAGCACAACAGAAUGGGCAUACAGGAUACCUUUCGCAAUUCAAUGGGUCUGGCCUCUACCAAUCGCUCUGUUGGCAUACUGUGCUCCAGAAUCGCCCUGGCAUCUAAUUCGUACUGGUAACAGUGAGGGUGCUCUACGGUCCAUUGAGCGCUUGUCUCCAACCAAGACCGAGAGCGAGCAUAAAGCCCAGCUUGCCAUGAUGCAGCACACGAACCAGCUGGAGAUGGAUAUCAGCGCAGGUACAUCCUACUGGGAUUGCUUCAAGGGUAUUGACCGUCGUCGUACCGAGAUCGUAUGCAUGGUUUUUGCUGCUCAGCCUUUCUGUGGUAGUGCCAUGGGUGGAACCCCUACAUUCUUUUUCAUUCAAGCUGGCCUUCCCACGUCCAUUUCGUUUAAGAUGACUGUUGGUGGCCUUGGUAUAGCUUCCGUCGGUACCAUCAUCUCGUGGUAUCUAUUAUCCGCUUUUGGUCGCCGCACUCUGUAUCUCUGGGGUCUGGGUCUGCUCGCCAUCAUACUCAUGACUACCGGUACCAUCAGCGCCGUAGAUGCUACCAGUGUAGCUGGCAACUACGCGCAAGCUGCUAUGAUGCUCUUGUGGCUCUUGAUCUACUACCUCACCGUCGGACCAAUCUGCUAUGCCAUUGUUGGCGAGACCUCGACAACUCGUCUCAGAAAUAAGAGUGUCUGUCUUGCUCGAAUCGCAUACUAUAUCGCCAACAUCACUUGCGGUACCGUCAACCCCUACCUCUUGAAUAGCACUGCACUGAACUGGAAAGGCAAGACUGCGUUCUUCUGGGCUGGAACAACGCUGAUUUUCUUUCUUUGGACUUUUCUCAGACUUCCCGAGUGCAAGGGACGCACCUAUGAAGAGCUGGACGUGCUGUUUGCCAAUAAGAUCAAGACGCGGGAGUUCAAAAAAUUCAACGUCAACGUGUAUGCCGAAGACGGAGAGACUCUUGUCAAGCAAGAGUAG
Aureobasidium melanogenum CBS 110374 is the source of this 1533-nucleotide messenger RNA. RefSeq names its product general substrate transporter. The record is from RefSeq and is a predicted model, not a curated record. Gene Ontology annotation, molecular function: carbohydrate:proton symporter activity. Gene Ontology annotation, biological process: carbohydrate transport; transmembrane transport. The coding region runs from base 1 to 1533 and encodes 510 amino acids. NCBI's taxonomy places the organism in Eukaryota, Fungi, Ascomycota, Dothideomycetes, Dothideales, Saccotheciaceae. The transcript has 3 exons. Gene Ontology annotation, cellular component: membrane.